Solea senegalensis (Senegalese sole) is the source of this 1720-nucleotide messenger RNA. RefSeq names its product tubulin, beta 6 class V (gene tubb6). Gene Ontology annotation, molecular function: structural constituent of cytoskeleton; GTP binding; GTPase activity. Gene Ontology annotation, cellular component: microtubule; cytoplasm. Gene Ontology annotation, biological process: microtubule cytoskeleton organization; mitotic cell cycle. NCBI's taxonomy places the organism in Eukaryota, Metazoa, Chordata, Actinopteri, Pleuronectiformes, Soleidae. The coding region runs from base 85 to 1491 and encodes 468 amino acids. The record is from RefSeq and is a predicted model, not a curated record. The transcript is spliced from 5 exons.
GAACCAGGAUGAGGGAGAUAGUUCACAUCCAGGCAGGACAGUGUGGGAACCAGAUUGGGACAAAGUUUUGGGAGGUGAUCAGCGAUGAACACGGCAUCGACGCAGCAGGAAACUACGCGGGCGACUCAGCACUUCAGUUGGAGCGAGUCAGCGUUUACUACACAGAGGCGUCCUCACAUAAAUAUGUCCCCCGCUCUGUGCUCGUCGACCUGGAACCAGGAACCAUGGACAGUGUUCGCUCAGGAGCUUUUGGACAACUGUUCAGACCAGACAACUUCAUAUUUGGUAACACACACACGCGCACGCACACACAAACAGCUGUCAUGGGCGUCGCCUUCAUGUUUCAUCAUGUGUUUGUGGAGAUGGUUUUAUAUUUCACUCACACACGCACACACACAUGUUCUCUCUUCUGAUUGGUCGCUCACAGGUCAGACAGGUGCAGGGAACAACUGGGCCAAAGGUCACUAUACGGAGGGGGCGGAGCUCGUGGACUCAGUGCUGGACGUUGUGAGGAAGGAGUGCGAGCACUGCGACUGUCUCCAGGGAUUCCAGCUGACUCAUUCGCUCGGUGGCGGCACUGGCUCGGGAAUGGGAACGCUGCUGAUUAGCAAGAUCCGGGAGGAAUAUCCGGACCGGAUCAUGAACACCUUCAGCGUGAUGCCGUCGCCUAAGGUGUCAGACACCGUGGUGGAGCCAUACAACGCCACGCUGUCGGUCCAUCAGCUUGUGGAAAACACGGACGAGACGUACUGCAUCGACAACGAGGCCCUUUACGACAUCUGCUUCCGCACACUCAAACUGACCACGCCCACCUACGGUGACCUCAACCACCUGGUGUCGGCCACCAUGAGCGGCGUGACGACGUCGCUGCGCUUCCCCGGUCAGCUUAAUGCUGACCUUCGUAAACUGGCCGUGAACAUGGUCCCUUUCCCCCGACUUCACUUCUUCAUGCCGGGGUUCGCGCCUCUGACAGCGCGGGGCAGCCAACAGUACCGUGCCCUCACUGUCCCCGAGCUCACACAGCAGAUGUUCGACGCCAGGAACAUGAUGGCGGCCUGCGACCCUCGCCACGGGCGCUACCUGACGGUCGCCGCGGUCUUCCGUGGACCCAUGUCCAUGAAGGAGGUGGAUGAGCAGAUGCUGAACGUCCAGAACAAGCACAGCAGCUACUUUGUGGAGUGGAUCCCCAACAACGUCAAGGUGGCCGUCUGCGACGUGGCGCCGCGGGGGCUCAAAAUGGCCGCCACCUUCAUCGGCAAUAGCACGGCCAUUCAGGAGUUGUUCAAGAGAAUCUCGGAGCAGUUCUCGGCCAUGUUCCGCCGGAAGGCCUUCCUGCACUGGUUCACCGGCGAGGGCAUGGACGAGAUGGAGUUCACGGAGGCCGAGAGCAACAUGAACGACCUGGUGUCCGAGUACCAGCAGUACCAGGAGGCGACCGCCAACGACGGGGACGACACCUUCGAGGACGAGGACGACGCCGUAGAUGAGUGAGACAAAUGUGAGGAGGUUGAUGUCAGGAUGCCGCGAGAAUCAGUCACUGAGACGUCAGACGCUCGUGAUUUUCUAGUUUUAGUAAUGAAUUCAUUUAAUAAACUCAUUUAGAGCAGAGGCGAUGAUGACUGAUCGUUUAAUAAUUGAUCACUAAAACAAACCUCAGCGGUUUGGAUGAUCAAUUAAUCUGUUUUUUCUUUAAUAAUUAAAACCAGUCUGUGUGAUUUUU